AUGGCCUCUUCUCUGCCUCAGUACUACAACAUCUUGGGCGUCAAUCCCACAGCGACUGCCGAUGAAAUCCGAACAGCCUACAAGAAGGCGUCUCUGAGAAGCCACCCCGACAGACUACCUCAGACAGCGACACCCCAGGAAAGACGUACAGCCACAGAACGCUUCCAAAUUCUCUCUGACGCUUACUAUGUGCUCUCCGACCCCGGUCGUCGGGCUGAGUACGACGCUCUCUUCCGCUCUCGCCCUCAGAACGCCUUUACUGAAGAGGACGCGACCGACUUUGAACAAGAACAAGCUUCAGGCAACUUCUUUCAAAACUUUUCGUCAUUCUUCCAGGACGCUACUGGCUCUACUGGUGGAUCCUCAUCUGCUGGCGAAAAGGCUGGCGCUGGCGCCAGACCGGACGCGAACAAUGUCUUUGGAGACGUCUUUGAAGAAAUGCUCGCUCCGGAAGUCGCCCACGUCAGGCCCUGGUGGUCCUGGGUCGGCGGUGUUUCAGGCGCCAGCUUGGGCUAUAUCGUCGCCAAUGUGCCCGGUGCUGUGGCUGGUGGUUUUGCGGGAAACAGGCUCGGAGCUGUAAGAGAUGCCAAGGGCAGGCCCGUUGGAGAGGUGUUUAAGGAUCUCGGAGGCGCGCAAAAGGCAGAGAUUCUCAAAGCGCUCGCAUUCAAAGUGUUGGGGAGUAUGGGAUAG
Molecule: messenger RNA, 690 nt
Organism: Cryptococcus amylolentus CBS 6039
Lineage: Eukaryota; Fungi; Basidiomycota; Tremellomycetes; Tremellales; Cryptococcaceae
Exons: 7
Coding region: 1-690 (229 amino acids)
Source: RefSeq, a predicted model, not a curated record